UUUUUUUGAAAUUAUAAAUGUACUGUGGAGGUUAACAAAACUAAUUCAAGAAGAAUGGAAGAAGGUCAACGGGAAACCUCAAAUCUUCCUCCAGAUGUUUGGCACUCUGAGGUGACAGUGUCAGUCACAGGUGAACCACCUACUGCUGCAGAAGAAAUUGAAGAAACAGCCAAAGAGACAGCCAGAGAAAUCACACCGGAAAUCACAAAGCCACUCUCCAUUGUAGAUGUGCUAAGGAUCUCUGCAGUUCUGGAGGACGCCAUAGACCAGCUCUCCAUUCUAAACUAUAUCAUGCCAGUUCAGUAUGAAAAAAGACCAAACAGCAGCAUGAAGAAUAACAAAGAAAUGUAUUCUGAAGGAAAAAGCUUAGAGAAACUCUCACUGGUCUCAAAAACCUCAAAAAUAUCUGGUCCAUUCUUUCUUAAAGAAGAACCGAAGUUGCCAGAAAUCAGACAAGGAGUCCAAUUUAACAAAGUACAAGAUCUUAUCUUCAAAAAACCUACAAGGCAGACCAUAAUGAAUACAGAGACACUGAAGAAAAUUCAGAUUGAUAGGCAAUUUUUCAGUGAUGUGAUUACAGACACCAGGCAGGAGUUGCAAGACUCAGGCACUUUCACCAAUCUCCUGAGAGCUUUGGGCAAAGAGAGGGAAAACAAAAAGCAUUUCUAUGAUAUUAUUGCCAGGGAGGAAAAUGGAAGGAAAAAGAUAAAAUCUCUUCAAAAACAGCUACUUAAUGUCAAAAGAGAACGGCAAGCAGAAGUACAGAGUCGAAAUGAGUAUAUUGCUCACCUCAAGGACCAAUUGCAAGAGUUGAAGGCGAAAACCAACAUGGAGAAUCGGUACAUGAAGAAAAACACUGAGCUGCAGAUUUCCCAGACCCAGAAAAAAUAUAGCAAAACAGAGGAGCUCCUGCUGGAAGAGAUUGAGAAACUAAGGCUGAAAACCGAAGAAGAGAACCGGGUUCAUGCGGAGAUUGAAAUAUUCCUCAGAAAGGAGCAGCAGAAACUUGAAGAGAAGCUAGAGUUCUGGAUGGAGAAAUUUGAUAAGGACACAGAAAUGAAACAGAAUGAACUAAAUGCCCUCAAAGCUGCUAAGGCCAGUGAUUUAGCACAUCUUCAAGAACUUGCAAAGAUGAUAAGGGAAUAUGAACAGGUCAUCAUUGAAGAUCGUAUAGAAAAGGAGAAGACCCGGAAGAAGAUACAACAAGAUGACUUGGAAUUAAAGAGCAUCAUAAAGCUCCAGGCUUGGUGGCGAGGCACUGUGGUGCGAAGAGAAAUCGGUGGUUUCAGAAUGCCCAAGAAGGACAAUGAUAGCAAGGAUAUGAAAGGCAAAGGCAAAGGCAAGGACGAGCAGAGAGGCAAGAAGUGACCACGGUAUCUUCUGCUGUUCUGGAGAUGGGAAGGAGGACCCGAAGGGAGUGAGAAACAUCUUUUGCCAUCACAGGUACACCUGUAUGUUGUUUGUCAUUUGGACAUUCCCAGGUGAGGUCUGGUUACUUCACUUUGCCUGUUAUAUUAGUUUUCAAACCCUGAAUUAGGACUCUACCAUGGAUUCAGGGCUUCUUUGAAAAAAAAAAAUUGUUGUGAAUAAAUAUUUCUGGGAGACUUGUGAAGAUUCCUCUUUCUCACCAGAACAAAAAGUACAUGAUCCCAGUUAUAGUG
Phacochoerus africanus (Common warthog) is the source of this 1661-nucleotide messenger RNA. RefSeq names its product IQ motif containing G (gene IQCG). Gene Ontology annotation, molecular function: protein binding. The record is from RefSeq and is a predicted model, not a curated record. Lineage: Eukaryota; Metazoa; Chordata; Mammalia; Artiodactyla; Suidae. Gene Ontology annotation, cellular component: cytoplasm; sperm flagellum. Gene Ontology annotation, biological process: cilium organization; sperm axoneme assembly.